This is a messenger RNA of Hydra vulgaris (swiftwater hydra), 1671 nucleotides long. RefSeq names its product WD repeat-containing protein 37. Gene Ontology annotation, molecular function: protein binding. NCBI's taxonomy places the organism in Eukaryota, Metazoa, Cnidaria, Hydrozoa, Anthoathecata, Hydridae. The record is from RefSeq and is a predicted model, not a curated record.
AAAUAUAUAAUAUGCUUUAUCCUGUCAAAAGUUUUAUAUCAUGAUCAAAAAACCAAUACUAGAAAAAAUCGAAUUUUUGGGUUAAGUUAUUUAUUUGUUUCAAAAUAAACAAAUAAAGUAUUGCAAACUGGAAGGUUUAAACCAUCAGAUGUUAAAAUGGAAAAGAAUGAAAAGUUAGACAACAAAAGUUUGACAUCAAGUUUCAAAGCAAAACAAAAAAAUUUAUUGCAAAAAAAACUUAGUGGUCAAAACAAAGACCAUAUUGCAAAUGAAGAGGAUCAGCGUUUACCUCCAGCUUUACGAAGAAAGUUGCGUGGUUUGUUUCAGCAGAUUGAGCAAGAGUUUGAAAGCAUAAUGCAUGAAAAUGUUGUUCUUCAAGAGAAACUUGAGUUGAUGACUGAAAAGUAUAAAGUAUUAGUACAUAAUAGUCAGGAGAAAAUCGAAAAGACAGAUUCUGGUUUAGAUUAUCCUGAGGGUAUAUCUUUUAAAGAAGAUUCUCAUGUAUCCAAAGGAACAAAAAAGCCAUCUGCAAGUCAGAUAGUGUCUCAGAAGCUGAAAACUAAAUACCGUGCAUCAACUAGUAAGUUUGUAUCAAGCUUUAAAAUGCCUAAUGCUCAAGUUGUUUCAUUGUAUUGUCAUAUGGUUCAGAAAUAUGUUGGGCAUCGAGAUGGGAUUUGGGAAGUAUCUAGCAGCAAAGGAAAUGUUGUGGCUACUGCUUCUGCUGAUCGAACAGCUAGAGUCUGGAAUGUAGAGACUUGUCAAUGUUUAAUAUCAUACCAUGGACACACAGGAUCUGUUAACUCUGUGCGCUUCCAUCCAAAUGACUCAUUGUUAUGUACAGGCUCUGGUGAUGGUACUUGUCAUUUAUGGAAGUUGCAAACACCUGUGGUAACAGAUUUUCGAAGACAUUCACCUGUUCAGGCAGAUGCAAACUCUGCUGGCUCUGGUGAAGAUGAACAAGAAGAAGAUAUUGAAACUGAUACUCAACAUAUGAUUAAAGUAAAAACACCUCUAGUUCAGUUAUCUGGACAUGAUGGUCCUGUUUCAUCGGCAGAUUGGUGGACAGGUGGUACCCAAGUGGUUUCAGCUUCUUGGGAUCGAACUGUAAAGCUUUGGGAUGUAGAAAAAACUAAUGUUAUUCACACUCUUGAAGGGCAUGAACUUGAAAUUACACAUUUGUCAGUUAAUUCUUUACAAAAGCUUAUUGUCACUUCUUCCCAAGAUACAACAUUUCGUUUGUGGGACUUUCGAUUGCCUAGCAUGCAUUCUGUUAAUGUCUUUCAAGGGCAUACAGACACUGUUACUUCAGCAGUGUUUACCAAUAAAGCAGAUCAUGUAGUAAGUGGUAGCGAUGAUAGAACUGUCAAGGUUUGGGAUUUGAAAAAUAUGCGAUCACCAAUAGCAACCAUUCGUCUUGAUUCAGCAGUCAAUAGGUUAUCUUUGUCGCCAAACCAAAGUAUUAUCGCCAUACCUCAUGAUAAUCGCCACGUUCGUUUAUACGAUUUAUCCGGCAAUCGUUUAUCGCGUUUACCACGUCAACAACGUCAAGGACAUGAACGUAUUGUUUGUUCGACAUGUUGGCUUGACGAUACAAGCACAAAAUCGGUACAAUUAAUGACAGCAGGUUUUGAUAAGCAACUCAUUGGCUGGAAUAUAAUUAUGUAAUAUAAA